AUUCAUCCAAAAAGGCUGGUUCCUUAUAGAGGAUGGCAACGACCUCCUUGCUCAGUUCAAGAGGAUUAUGGUCACAAAGGUCAUUCAUGAUAAAUGCUAUCACAAGGCAUAAGCACGCACGCCUGCCUGUGCGUACGUUGAAAAGGCAACUCCACAACACACCUAUCCUUCCAGCUUCGGACAAGACAUCUGCAUUUCGAAAUGUUUCUUUUUGGGGUCAUAUCGAUGCAGGAAAGACGACAUUGACUGAAAAGGUUCUUUACCUUGCCAAUGCGCUGGUUCCGCCUUCAUCGUCAAGUGAAAUCGCUGGCUCACAAAGCUCUCGCAUGCUACCGGGAGAUGUGGACAGUGGAAGUACAGUGACUGAUUUCCUUGAAGCAGAAAGGCAGAGGGGGAUCACCAUUCAAUCUGCUGCCGUCGGUCCAUUCGGAUGGAAAAGCGAGAAGAAUGCGGCAAAGAUUAUCUUGGUUGAUACGCCCGGACAUAUCGACUUCACCAUCGAAGUUGAAAGAAGUUUACGGGUCGCAGAUGGAUGUGUGAUCUUGAUCGAUGGUGUUGAAGGCGUGGAAAGCCAAACGGAAGGUGUUUGGAAGAUUGCAAAACGGUAUAAUGUUCGAUCGCAUGUUGCUUUCGUCAACAAGUUAGAUAGGAUGGGUGCUUCUAUAAUACGAAGUAUUCGAUCCAUCAUCCAAAAAGGUCUGCAUUCAAGACCGAUGCUAUUGCAAUUACCAGUUUUUGCAAGCAAGAGCUCCAUGAAUACGAGUGCAGGAUCUUCUAUGGACGAAGAAUGUUUGACCGGCUUGAUCGACCUCACUUCAACUCAACCUAUGAUGGUAAACUUCUUUGGUGGAAAAGCAGGCGAAAACAUUGAACGAUUACCAUUAGAAGAAGCGGUCAAAGAGGGCAGAGUGUUACAAUCUUUGGCAGAUGAAGCAUUCAGAGCAAGAUCUGUCAUUGUUGAAAAUGCAGCCAAUCUUGAUGAAAAAUUUCUUGAUCAAACUUUAAAGGCGAUGGAGAGCGAUAAUGCGGGGGACGACUAUACAGCUUUGAUCGACACUGAUUCAUUGCGACAAUGUAUACGCCGACUGGUAGUUCGUGGAGAAGUUUUGCCCGUGCUUUGUGGUAGUGCAGCUAGAGGUGUUGGUGUGCAGGCAGUCUUGGAUGCAGUUGUGGAUUACCUGCCGAGUCCAGGUGAAGCGGGUGACUUUGAUGCUGCUAUAGAGCGUAAUGUUACUUCAGGUUGUGUCUGGGGAGAAGUGCGAAUGACGAGAGACGAAAGAUCUGAUCCCAAAAAAGGACGGCAGAAGAAAGACAGAGCAAGCGUUGCACAAGAUGUUGCAAGACCUGGCCAGGAUCAUGUCAGCAUCUUGAUAGACGACCAAGCAUUGUCCCUCUUGGCCUUCAAAGUCGUCUGGGAUAAGAGGAAAGGUCCAAUGACAUUUGUGCGACUCUAUUCUGGAUCACUAACCCGAUCUUCCACCUUGCUAAAUACCAUGACUGGAUCGCGAGAACGUCUGAGUAAAAUUCUGUUCGUCUAUGCAGAUCGACACGUGGAAACGGAUAGACUUGAAGCGGGUCAGAUUGGUGUCUUGUUGGGAUUGAAGGAUACCCGAACAGGUGACACGUUGGUGGAUGUUCGAAUGCCGACGGGCAAGCCGUCAAAGAAAGAUGAUGGCGAUUCUUGGUCCAAAUAUGCAACCAGCUUGACGUUACGUCAAGUCAAUGUUCCACCACCAGUAUUCAGCAUGUCUAUCGAACCAUUGUCAAAAUCCGAUGAAGGUCCUUUGCGUGAGGCGUUAGACAUGCUUAUUCGUACCGAUCCAAGUUUGCAUCUUGAUCAAGGCACAACGUCAGGUGGAACAGCUUUGGGAUCCGUAGCAGCGUCCACAGGUGGUCAAAUGGUGUUGAGCGGAAUGGGAGAGUUGCACUUGGAGAUUGCCCGUGAUCGAUUGAGAGAAGAAUUUGGCGCAAAAGCGCACCUGGGGAAUGUACGGGUGAGCUACCGUGAGACGGUGGUGGAAACAGGUGAUCCGUCAAUUGAAGAACAUUCGAUUGACCGUGAUGUCUUGGGUCAACGUUUGAAAGCAUCCUGUUCAAUGUCCGUCCGUGCCCUUUUGCCUGAAGAGAUGGAAGAUGCACAUUUUGGCGGAAAUCAGAUCAUCAUUGAUGAGAUUGCAGAUGAAGGAGAUGAUGCACAAUCUUCAAAAGGCGAUUCCAAAACACAUCAACGAGGGCCAACAUCGACAUCCACAUUGGAAACAUUUGACCGCGACGCUAUCAGACGAGCAUUGCAAGCUGGCUUGACAGCUGCCCUUUCACGCGGUCCGUUGAGCGGGAAUCCAGUGACGGGAGUAUCGAUCCAUAUCAGUAAUGUUCAAUCGUAUGGUGCUGCUGUGUCACCUGCAAAAGCUUUCAGCCUUUUGGCUUCUCAAGCAUUACGGGAAUCUCUUCGAUCUGCUGGUGUAGUAUUGAUGGAACCAUUCAUGAAUGUGCGAAUCCAAUGUGACGAAGAAUCGUUAGGCAAAGUGGUUGCAAAUUUGACGAGUGAGCAAGAUGGUACCGUUGAGCAAGUUGAUCACGCAAUGGACGGGAAUGUAGAUCAAAAAGAUACCACAGAUACGGUUUACAUUCCAUCUCCAGAAGCGGUCAAAGAUGGGCCAUCAAGCAAUGUCGCUGCUAUGACAGGGUCGGACAGAUUGAGCAAUAGUGAUGGCAAGUGUACCAUUUCGGCUGUUGUUCCACUCGUUCGAUUGGUACGUUAUAGUUCGAUCUUGCGUGCAUUGACAAAGGGAAAAGCGACGUACGAGAUGGCUUUCCUUGGAUUCUCAAAGGUUUCACCAGAGCGUCAGAGGGAAAUUUUGGUCGGUUUGGGUCGCCUUUAGGCGUUUGUAUUUGUAAGCUUUUUCUGGUAAAGUGAUCCUACAGACUUCUGCAUUUGAAUGCCACGGUCAAUCUGGUGUGAUGGUGCGAAAUGAAAAAUUGACCAUGUUUGUUGCAUGGUGAGUCGAUGAUGGUACUGGCUGCAUGAGAAAUGUGUUAUGGAAGUUGAAUGACGAGUGGGUCUUGAAGAGUACGUCUUGAAUCACAAGUGGAUGAUGAUUGGAAUGAGAUUGGGUGGUGGGGGUUGCGUUCGAUC
Meira miltonrushii is the source of this 3136-nucleotide messenger RNA. Its product is annotated as P-loop containing nucleoside triphosphate hydrolase protein. Lineage: Eukaryota; Fungi; Basidiomycota; Exobasidiomycetes; Exobasidiales; Brachybasidiaceae. The transcript has a single exon. Gene Ontology annotation, cellular component: mitochondrion. Gene Ontology annotation, biological process: ribosome disassembly; mitochondrial translation. Gene Ontology annotation, molecular function: GTPase activity; GTP binding. The coding region runs from base 33 to 2882 and encodes 949 amino acids. The record is from RefSeq and is a predicted model, not a curated record.